AUGGGCUUGAUGAAAUUCCCCCGGCCAUAUGGCUACGUUCAGCAUGGGAGAGACUUACACGGCAUCAUGGACGACGUGAACAGGGCAAACCUGAUUAUCGGACCCGAAGAACAUCGGAAAAGUCCCAAAUCGCCCUCCAAUGCAAACGUCGACGGAACCAUUGCCGACUGUGACUUCCUCGGGUAUUACCACAAUGCCCAGGAGAAAAAGGAUAAUGUGCAACUUCGAUUUGUGUCAACCUGGACUUUUGACAAUAUUCUUGGAGGGGCCGACUCCACGGCUUCCAUGCUUCGGUCUGUGGUCACCCUGACGCACUGGAAACGGUACGGGCCGAGCUGCGAGAUAAGCAACGCACUGGGGGCCACCGGGCUCACUCUACCUUUCCCGCAAUGGCAUGAGCUGCAGAACCUCCCCUUCCUCGACGCCUGCAUUAAAGAGCCACUCCGGCUUGACGCUCCAUUUGCUAUGCCUCUUGAACGAGUGGUUCCGGCGGAGGAAGCCACAAUCUGUGGUCACUUUUACCCUGGAGGCACCGUGGUUGGCAUGAGUCCAUAUAUUACUAACCGCUAUAAGCCGACAUGGGGUGUUGAUGCGGAUCAGUGGCGUCCCAGUCGCUUGUUGGAAGGCGAACCGUCGCAUACCAAAAAGCUUGAAGCCAGUCUGCUUAGUCAAUCGCCCGGGCUUGGGCUUUCAGGUGGCUUGGCCCGCGCCCCCCAGCCCGACCAGUACCAGGGUGCUCCGACAUCGUUGUCGUGGCCGACAUACCCCCAGUGCCACCCAUCCGCCCUCCGGACACCAUCCGGAUUGAACCUCAGGUGUCUUCAUCUACCUCUAGCCACCUCCGACAUCGCCCCCGGCGCUUUAACGAGCUGCCACCCAUAA
Messenger RNA from Penicillium coprophilum, 882 nucleotides. Its product is annotated as Cytochrome P450. The transcript is spliced from 4 exons. The record is from RefSeq and is a predicted model, not a curated record. NCBI's taxonomy places the organism in Eukaryota, Fungi, Ascomycota, Eurotiomycetes, Eurotiales, Aspergillaceae. The coding region runs from base 1 to 882 and encodes 293 amino acids. Gene Ontology annotation, molecular function: iron ion binding; oxidoreductase activity, acting on paired donors, with incorporation or reduction of molecular oxygen; heme binding.